Molecule: messenger RNA, 2523 nt
Organism: Aspergillus affinis
Lineage: Eukaryota; Fungi; Ascomycota; Eurotiomycetes; Eurotiales; Aspergillaceae
Product: putative anaphase-promoting complex component Cut20/Apc4
Exons: 7
Coding region: 1-2523 (840 amino acids)
Biological process (GO): anaphase-promoting complex-dependent catabolic process; protein K11-linked ubiquitination; positive regulation of mitotic metaphase/anaphase transition
Cellular component (GO): nuclear periphery; anaphase-promoting complex
Molecular function (GO): protein binding
Source: RefSeq, a predicted model, not a curated record
AUGGCUGAAGAUGGUUCUCAGCCUCAAGCUCUGCGCCCUGAGCUGCGGCUCCCUCCUGUCGCGGAGAAGUUAUUGCCCGCAAAAUGCAAGCCAGGCACGCUGACCUACUGUCCCACGAUGGACCUCAUUGCCUUGGUGACCGAAGACGACGAAUUAAGUGUCUUCCGUCUCAACGGGCAAAAGGUCGUGGGGGGCUCGUUCAAAGGGGACCCGUAUUUGGAUGAAGAUGACGGCCGUGGUGAAAUUCGGGCCUUGACGUGGAAAAACAAUGGAUACUUGCUUGCUGUUGCGUGCGCGGAUAAUACCAUUCGCGUCAUCAGCUCUUACAGUGGUAAAACUGUCCACCACUACCCUGCAUAUCGACCCCCCGGGGAUUCCCCUCAGCCUAUCAAGGUCACCUGCUUAGGAUGGGGGGUGAACUUCACCGAUAGUAAAUCAGCACAGAGGAACCUACAAGAGGCCGCUGGGCAUAUCACCAUUGAGGAUCUUCUCGCUCCUAACGUCCAUCCCUCGAAAGCGGCUGCCGUACUAAGGGUGGACUUGCCGAGGGAGCUCGCACUGCUGGACAUUGAAACUUCACUACCCAAGCUCAGCACUCUGCCAGCUACUGGUGGCGACGACGAUGUCUUCAGCUCUCGAUCAUCUCUCGAUGCCAUGUUCCACUCCGCUGCUAAGAAUACCAGUGACGCGGUAGAUGUUCUGCUUGUCGGGUCCGAUAAUGGCACCGUCCAUCUGCGUAUCUUUGAUUGUUUUGAAAUCGGCUCCUUUGAGGUUGGCGCGUCUGUUGAGAACUCGAAAUCGUGCCAGAUCUUCAAACAUGCAUCGCAUCCGUUGUGUUCGACACAUGCACUGUUAGCUUCGACCCCUUCCGCAGAGGAUGCCUCGAACUCUUUGCAUCUAAUCACUUUGGAUCUUCGGUUCAUUACACGAUCUGGAAGAUAUCUCUCCCUUCUAGCGUACAAGACGACACAGCUUCAAAACUUGCUCCGCUAUAUUGGCCAAGUGCAGAGGCAAAUCGAGCUGGAGUGGAAAAAUGCCCAAGAGCUGCCAGCACGGUACAUGCGAAGCAUCAACGAAGAUCUGCAGGAAAAGUGCCAUUGCGAUUUUGUCACAGCUGCUUAUCAUCUAGUGGUAACCGGGGACUGCUUUGCGCCUCUCAAGGAAUUUUUAGUUGAUAUUGUUGGAGAACGAGGGCAUAAACGGUGGGAGAAAGCCGUCGCAGGCGGCUACGAGAAUGUGCGACGCUUGAUUCACGAGUGUCUUCUUCCGGCAUUGGAACGUUGUCAAGUGCUGCUCAGUCGACUUAUUGGGCUUUCGAAAUUCCACAAAUUGAGCGAAGUUCUGGGUCUGGAAACAUCUGAUCUCAAUGCAAUUGUGGAGACGAUGGACUGUCUUCAAUUACUAUCUCACCAUAUUCUGAUACACAGCAACGAUGAAAUGUGCCAAUUUGAGUCCUUCUCCAAGUGGCUCCGUCAUGAGAUAGACAUGCAGGCCGCCGAGCCUAUGUCACAAACGCUUGAAGAGCUGAUGGAAAAGUCCGACAUGAUCGAGUAUCCACAAACCCUGAAAUAUAUCAGAGGAGCUCUCACCAAGAGCACACUUCGCCAUUAUAUCCAGCAGCUGCCGAUGAUGGGGAUGCCGAGACCGACGUCUUCCGCCUCCGACAAAUGGGCACCGACGGGUCAUGACCGGUCCUUUUACGACACGUUCAAGAAGCUACUUGAGCAGCAAAACCAGAACCCUGGCGACGUUGACACGGCGAAGCUACCCAAAAUCAAUGACCUGACGAAACGUCUAAAGCUGCAAUUCGACAAGGUCUUUGGGCAAAUUGCGUUGACGCAACGUAGGGGAAUCCUUCAUCGAUCACCCCUUUCUCUCGACCCCGAUUGCGAUCAGAAUGUCAUUGACAUGACAAUGCGCUACGAGGAUAUCGACAAUCAGAGUCUAUGUGUGAUCUAUGUGGCAACGAGAUCAAUCAACUCGAAGCACCUCAUGUAUAUGUACCGUCUGGUCCUUGAUUCUGCAAGUGGUGUCAGUUCCACACGCAACAUUUCCAUAGGAACCAUUGACCUGCAAGAGGGCCAGAUCCGACAGGUCCAGUUCGUGGAGGAUAAUACGCUCAUGGUCCUUUGGGCGGACAGUCGAGGAUCUUCUUCUCUUCUGAAUUUCGCUUUCCAGCCCAUACCGCCGGGAACAGCUGACGCGGCCUCCAUUUCGGCGUCGCCUCUUUUCAUCGAGUUUCACGAAUACCACGGACAACCACUCUCGCCUCGACCAGCCGGAAGUACGAUAGCACUGGAUCUUGUUUCUCUCGAAUCUCCUUCGGCCGACCUCGUCAAACAUGCAUUUUCCGUGUUCGGGCCCAAGGCCAAACCUGGCCGAAUCGACACCAACGGACGAAGCGGCCGGCGGGCCGUCUGCGUGCUGUACAAUGACGGCCUACGAUAUGAGGUCCUGGACCUGGACGCCGAAAUGGUCGACGAGGGAGAAGACAACGAGGACGACGAGGCUGGAAGCGAAUGA